Molecule: messenger RNA, 531 nt
Organism: Elephantulus edwardii (Cape elephant shrew)
Lineage: Eukaryota; Metazoa; Chordata; Mammalia; Macroscelidea; Macroscelididae
Gene: CAMP
Product: cathelicidin antimicrobial peptide
Exons: 4
Coding region: 1-531 (176 amino acids)
Biological process (GO): defense response to Gram-negative bacterium; innate immune response; defense response to Gram-positive bacterium
Cellular component (GO): extracellular region
Molecular function (GO): lipopolysaccharide binding
Source: RefSeq, a predicted model, not a curated record
AUGGCGACCCACAGGGGCAGCCGUUUCCUGUGGCCAAAGUGGUCACUGUUGCUGCUACUGUUGGGCUUGGUGGUACCUCCUGCUGCACCCCAGACCUACACCUACCAGCAGGCUGUACUCCGUGCUGUGGAUGGCCUCAACCAGCGGUCCUCAGAUGCCAGUCUGUACCGCCUCCUCGAGCUGGACCCGGAGCCCAGUGGAGAUGACAACCCAGACACCCCAAAACCUGUGAGUUUCACGGUGAAGGAGACAGUGUGCCCCAGGAGGACGCGACGGAACCCAGAGAAAUGUGCCUUCAAGGAGAAUGGGCUGGUGAAGCAGUGUGUGGGGACUGUCACCCUGGACCAAGUCACAGGCUCCUUUGACAUCACCUGCAAUGAGCCCCAGCGCGCCUCCGCUCUUAGGAAGCUGGGUGGAUUACUCCGGAGGGGUGGAGAGAAGAUCGGCAGAAAGAUCGAGAAAAUUGGCCAAACAAUCAAGGAGUUUUUUCAGAAUCUUGCACCCAGGACAGAAGAAGAAGAAGAGUCCUAG